Molecule: messenger RNA, 2096 nt
Organism: Xiphophorus couchianus (Monterrey platyfish)
Lineage: Eukaryota; Metazoa; Chordata; Actinopteri; Cyprinodontiformes; Poeciliidae
Product: ADP-ribosyl cyclase/cyclic ADP-ribose hydrolase 1-like
Exons: 10
Coding region: 334-1194 (286 amino acids)
Biological process (GO): positive regulation of B cell proliferation
Cellular component (GO): plasma membrane
Molecular function (GO): phosphorus-oxygen lyase activity; NAD+ nucleosidase activity, cyclic ADP-ribose generating
Source: RefSeq, a predicted model, not a curated record
CAUCCUAAUAGGAGUCAUGUGGAUCUUCUUUUGGAAAAUGGGGGUGGAAAAAAAAAAACGUUUUUCAAGAAUGCCUUGGUCAUAGUAAGGAGACGUGUUUGUUAACCAGCGAAAACAACCUCAACAACUCUUAGUCCCAGAAGGAAACUGUUGGAUGCAUGGAACUAUCAGACAUAACAAUAAGCUGGAAAUCAAGAACCAACUGCUUCCCAUUGCAACUGUGGGAGCGUUUUGCAGGCCAUUACUAGGAAAUGGAAGGUGGGGGCCUUAUCAACGCAAUGGCAAGUUAAAACAUGUCUCUUUUUGAAGAACUACGGCGCGAUCAAGGUUUCCAUGAUUAUGCCUUCUGUUAAAUCGGCUUGCUCCGUAAUAGUCACCAUAUGGAUUAUUGUGCCUCAGCUCUGCCUCUGUCCCGUACAAGCCACGUUUGGGACAACUCCAAACAUUAAGCACAUUGUGAUAGGAAGAUGCUUCACUUACACCACACUGGUUCAGCCCGGCUUAUGGUAUGACUGUGAGGAAAUCUGGAGGCAGUUUGAGAAGGCUGUUGUCCAGCAUGCCUCUUGUAAUGUGACAGAAGAGCAUUAUUGUGAAAUGUUUAACAUGAUGCCACAGGUCUGGCCAUGUGAUAGGUUUCUUUUUUGGAGUAAAACCAGGAUGUUGAUGCACAGUUACGCAGCUGUUUUUCGGCAUUUCUGGACACUGGAAGACACGUUGGUUGGUUUCCUGUUCAACGACCUGAUCUGGUGUGGCCAGGAAGAAGACUCUGACUUCGAUUUCAAUUCUUGUCCAGCGUGGUCAACAUGCAGAACCCAUCCAGUUUACUCAUUAUGGAAGCGAGCCUCACAAAACUUUGCAGAGAUGGCAUGUGGGAACAUUACCGUGUUGUUGAAUGGGUCUAUUACUAAUGCAUUCAACAGGAAGAGCAUGUUUGGAAGCAUUGAACUGGACAGCCUGAAUCCUCAGAGAGUGAACUAUGUCAACAUAAAGGUGGUGACAAAUCCAGAGGGACCUCACAUAGAAUCAUGCAGUCAAGGAUCUAUCGUAGAGCUCAUCCAAAUACUCUGGUCACGAGGUUUCCGAUGGACCUGUACCGAUAGUGACCUGACCUUGGUGAUCCUUCAGUGUAUCCAGGACCUAAAUCAGCCCAGUUGCCAGAUGUUGGCAAGCAGCAUGUUGCAGCAAAAGGUCUAAACAUCCACAUGAAUCAUAUUUUGAAACCAUGUGUCAAGCUUUAAAAUGUGUCUGCCUGGUAGUGAAACUAAUUUAAUGGUUAACAUUUUCUUUCCAAACCUUCCUUAUCAAAAUAUGUUUUGUUAGGAUUAUAGAUUUUUGUAUCAAUGUUUGGUGUUUAACCUCUCCCUUAUGUUUAACAUUUUCUAGAAGAAGUGGUGGUUUUUUAGCUAACACAUGCACACAGCUUACACACAUAACUGCUGAACAUCACAGAGGUUUCAGGUUUUAGGUGCAACAAUAUUGUGGUAAUUAAAUUGUGAAUGUGAAUAUGUUUGAAAUAAAUAAACUAAACUGAAGCAGACAAAACAUUUGGUGUGCAUUCAUAACAAUCAGUACAUGAUUUAGGGGGUAAUCAGAGUCAGAUGGCUAAUUUAAUUAACCUGAUUUCAAAAUGGUUCUGCAGACCUAACUACUAAUAAGUGGUUUCAUUUAAUACUUGUAUAUUUCCACAGUGUUUAUCAUUCUUAUGUACACUUUUUAAAAAUAAAGUCUUGAGCUUUAACACACCUACGCAAACACGAUGCUUGCAUGGGUGUGAACAAUGUACAUCUGAACUGUUCACCUCGAGUUCUAGCUUGAAUUGAAACCACAACUAGAAGUUCAAUAUUUAACUUGCAACCACCAUUGUACUUGUGAACAUGUUCUCCAUUUUAAGCUUCCGAUGAGUUAUGUAAGAAAACAGCAGUUUCGCCUUUCAUCCUUAAUAUGACUGUCUCCUACACAAGCUGUUGUUUUUAAGAAAUUCCUGUUUAUUUUCUCAUACAUUUUAUCACAUUGUGUCAUUUUCAAAGCACAGCUUAAGCGGUUCACAUCCUUCUGUUUGAUUCAAGUGUAUAAGAUUAAACAAGUUUGGGCUUGAA